Molecule: messenger RNA, 2257 nt
Organism: Aplysia californica (California sea hare)
Lineage: Eukaryota; Metazoa; Mollusca; Gastropoda; Aplysiida; Aplysiidae
Product: putative protein TPRXL
Exons: 1
Coding region: 1005-2057 (350 amino acids)
Molecular function (GO): nucleic acid binding; zinc ion binding
Source: RefSeq, a predicted model, not a curated record
CCUCAUGUGCAGCAAAAAGAGAGGUCACUCAUCCCACAGAGUGGGCGCCUUGUUGACCGUGAGGAGCGACCCUUGAGGAGGGAAACUGGGUACCUGGCGAUUGAAGUGAAAUCAGUCUACGGACUGUCCCUUGCCGACACUCCUUUUGGCCCAGGUUUUCUUCUAAGAUGGGGGGGUGGCACGGUCCAUGCCACUCAAUCGGUUGGGAGUUGAAACCCCUUCAAGCCCUGGGUCCAUCUUGACGGGAGGGUUUUAUGCACUCUCGUGGAGAGUAUAGCUCCGGGGUAGCCCUGGCACAGCUCUGGUCAUCUGAGCAAUGUGUCCUCUUGUAGGGCUCGAUAGCGGGUGGGGAGCCCCGGAGUUGAACAAAUAACAACACUCACGUGGAAUUUUCUUCAAAUAAAAAUCCUUCCCCAACUCCCAACGUUUCAAAAAAUCUCGGUUCGCAGAAGCGGAUGCGGCCACGGAGCCGAGCAAACAAACACCAAAAGGGAAAAGGACCUUUACGACUGCCUCUGCCCUCUCCCCUCUCAGGGAGCUUCCGCGGCAGCCGUACUUGACCAUCCGCAGCAUCGAUGUGCAUAAAAAGAUCACAGAUCUAAACAUAUUCAAGACAGGAGAUGCUCUAAAACAGGUUCUGGGAUACAUUCUUACAAAUGUCCAGAAACUGUCCUUUGGUGCUCUCCUCAAGUGCGCAUCGGAUAAAGAACUGGCCGGACUUGAGAAGAUCACGACCGUCUGUGGUGUUCCUUGUGUAUCAGAGUGACACCAGAAGUUCAACCAGUUGAAGGGCGUGGUCCACAGCCAUGAGCUGAAGGGCUGCUCAAACCAAGAAAUUGUGGAUAACUGUGAGGGUGUGGUUGAAGCCCACCGAAUAGUCCUCCGAUUUACUAUUCAGCGGGGGGAGUCCACACUGGAAACGAAUACAAUAAUUCUAACUUCCGAUUCGUGCCGCCCUCCAGCCACCGUUCGGGCAUUAUACUUGGUCUUGGACGUGCGACCCAAUGUGCCAAACCCUCUGCACUGCUUUCAGUGUCAGAAGUUCGGCCAUAGUCAGUCGCGAUGCCGACGUGCAGUCGUGUGUCCUUGCUGCCGCAAGACUGGGCAUCCUGAAAAGGAAUUCAAGGCUAGUCCUUGCUGCCCAAAUUGCCAAGGCCAGCACACUGCCUUCAGCGAGGAUUGCCCAACUUGGACACGCAAUCCAAGAGUAUAAAACGCGAAAUGGCUGCUCUUCUCAAGAAGCCCGCUUCAACUGUCAGCGCUUCGGACACUCACAGCUGUGCUGUCGUCAUGGUGCAGCGUGUCCUCGCUGCGGCAAGGAAGGACACUCAGGGGAGACCUGCUCUGCAGAUCCCUGGUGUCCAAACUGUCGACAGGGGGGUCACAUUGCAUCUUCGACGGAGUGUCCGAAGUGGUGUCAGGAGAAAGCCAUCCUCACACAUAGGGCCCAGUACAGCGGAACGUUCGCUCAAGCAAGAGCAACGCUAUACCCAAAAGGAUCGACGCCGAAGAAUACAACAAAAAUAUAUUCAGAAGUCCUGAAGACUGUCCCAGGGUCAGUAAACCCAACCCGAAAGGUCCUUCAGACAAAUAGAAAGCAGGACACCUGCAAAAAACAACACUCCAGUCUGGAGACGGAGGAGGACAUUAAGUCCACUUCCUCCGCUCCUAUCUCUCCCUCUCUCCAUCCACCAUCUCCCCACACCCCCUCUUCAUCACCACCCUCUCAGCCAUCUUCUUCAUCCUCUCCCCCUUCAUCGUCCUCACCCUCAUCAUUCUCAUCAUUACCCCCAUCAUCUUCACCCACAACAUCCUCCCAUUCAUCAUCCUCACACAAAUCACCACAUCCUACACCCUCAUUGCUUCAACCUCUAUCCCAUCAUCCUUCAUCGAACAAAGCCCCUCCACCCACUCCCCGCACCCGCUCCCCCUCCUCUACCCGCAUCCAGGACUCCGGUCCUCCUCCCCCUCCACACUCUCCCUCAAAAAAGGCUGCGGUCCACCGUGACCGCAGCAAAACAAAACAAAGACAAAGGUCACCAACGACCAAAAAAUAAUGUAUCGAACCCGUGCCUUCAAAAUAAAUUAAAAUGGCAGUUCUUCAGUGGAACAUUCGCGGUUUGCGUGCAAACCAGGCAGAACUCUCUUAUCUUUUGACCUCACACACCCCAAAUGUAAUCUGUCUACAAGAAACUAAAUUGCCAACACCCACAUUCACAUUAAAAAACUAUCAAACUUACAACCAAAUAUACACCGA